UACAAAAAGAAAAAAAAAAACAAAUAAAACGAAACUUUAAAAACUUUCUUUUACGUAAAUAAUAAUAAAUAUACAUAUAUUAACUAUAUAAAUAUAUUAUUUUAAGUUCAUUUAUUAUGUCUCGAGAAGAAGAUGUUGAAAGAAUACCAUUACUUCGAGGUGCUUAUCACAAUUUAAAUAAUAUUAAUAAUCAAAACAACCGUCGUAGUUAUAUUAGUUAUUUAGGUUUUGGAUUUAUAAUUUUAGCAACAUUAUUGUUGUUAAUUAAUAUAAGUUUUUAUUUUAUUGAAUCGAAUGAGGAAAUCUUAACAAAGGGAAUACCAAAUAUUCCGUAUGAAUAUAAUUUAGGAUUAAAAAGUGAUAAUUGGAUAGGAUAUAAUAAAUUUGAUUAUGUGAUCGAAACUUCACCACCAAAUGAUCCAACUUUCUCAAAUUUAUUCACAAAUUCUACUGAAGAUUCAACAUCACAAGAUCGAUUGAAAAUAGCGGAAAUUAUAGCUAGAAAUCAUAAAGCAUGGAAUCCUGCUUAUUAUGAAGUUAGAGAAGAAAGACAUAAUCCUCAUAAGAAUUAUACUGUAUUAACAACAAAAUCACAUAUGAGAGGAUUAUGGUUUGUUAUUUGGCCACCAAAGGUUCAUAUUUCUUUUACAUCAAUUGGUGAUGAUAGUAAAAAUAAGGAUAAAAAUGACGGAGGUAGAAAAACAAGAUUUAUUAAAGAUGAUGAUCAAGAAAAAAUUUUAAAAUGUGAUUAUGAAAUAAAAUGGAAUUAUAAAUAUUUUGGUGAAAUUUAUCGUAAAUGUCCAAAUCAAGAAAAAUGGGUUAAUAUUGCUUACGUUAAAGGAUCUAGUGAAUGGGGAAUGCAAUGGCUUGAUCCGGACAGAAUUGAGACAUAUGGUAUUGUUACUAAACCAUCUCAAGGAAGACAGAUGAGAAAUGUUGUGAUUCGUCCUGAUUCUCCAUUUCCACCUAUUCUUCCCGCUUUGUAUGUGGCAUAUUUUGAUCGAAUUAUUAAUAAAGGAGAUCCUGAGGGUCGAACAAAUUUAUUUUUUUGAAAAAUAAAUUUGUUUUUUUAAUUAUUUUUUAUAGAUUUAUUUUAUUUAUAACAUCUCUCAAUCCUAGAAAUGAUAUAAGAUAUAUAAGAUCCUUUUAUUAUAUCAGAAUGUCAACGUUUAGACACAGGAUUAAAAUAAUAAAAAGAUCAAUUUUAUUUAACAGAAAAAAAAAUUUUCU
Messenger RNA from Rhizophagus irregularis DAOM 181602=DAOM 197198, 1230 nucleotides. RefSeq lists its product as uncharacterized. Lineage: Eukaryota; Fungi; Glomeromycota; Glomeromycetes; Glomerales; Glomeraceae. The record is from RefSeq and is a predicted model, not a curated record.